Urocitellus parryii (Arctic ground squirrel) is the source of this 2061-nucleotide messenger RNA. RefSeq lists its product as uncharacterized. Gene Ontology annotation, molecular function: RNA polymerase II cis-regulatory region sequence-specific DNA binding; DNA-binding transcription repressor activity, RNA polymerase II-specific. Lineage: Eukaryota; Metazoa; Chordata; Mammalia; Rodentia; Sciuridae. The record is from RefSeq and is a predicted model, not a curated record. Gene Ontology annotation, cellular component: nucleoplasm. Gene Ontology annotation, biological process: negative regulation of transcription by RNA polymerase II; regulation of cytokine production; regulation of immune system process.
UUGGUCCUGGGCUUCUGUCGGCUCUUGGGAAGGGUCUUUCCGGCCGGUCGCCACCUUAGGUCCUUCUGCCAGCAGCUUCCGCCCUCUGUAACCUGGUGACCUGAGGCUCCGGGAGCCGUGGGAGGACGCCGGGCAGGACGCCCCGGAAGCCGGAAAUGGACUCAGUGACCUUUGAGGAUGUGGUCGUGAACUUCACUGUGGAUGAAUGGGCUAUGUUGGAUCAUGCCCAGCGGGAACUCUACAGAGAUGUUGUCGGGGAAAUCUUUAUGAGCUUGGCCUUUAUAGGGGAAAAAUGGGACCAGAACAUUGAAGAUUGGUAUAGAAAUCAGGGGAGAAAUUUAAGUAAUCAUAUUAUAGAGAGACUCAGAGAAAGUGAAGAAAAUAGUCAAUAUGGAGAAAUCUUCACCCAGAUUCCAGAUCAUAAUCUGAACAAGAAAAUCCCAAUUGGAGUAAAAUUACAUGAAUGUAGUGUGUGUGGGAUAGUCUUUAUGCCUCGUGUAUCCCUUAACAGUCCAAUCGGAUCCCACACUGGACAGGAAUUGUUUGAAUAUCAGGACUAUGAAGGAAAGCCAAAUAAGUGUAAGCAGUGUGAGAAAGCCUCAAGUUACUAUUGCUCUUUGCAAAUUGAUGACAGCAGUCAUGUUGGAGAGAAACCUUAUGAGUGUCAGGAGCAGGAGAAAACCUUCAUUUCCCUCACUAGCCUUGGAGGAUAUGUGAUAACACAUGCCGGAGGUGGACCACAUAAAUGCAGCAUGUGUGGAAAAGGCUUCCAGUAUCCCAGUUCACUUAGAGUACAUGAACGGACUCACACUGGAGAGAAGCCAUAUCAGUGUAAACAGUGUGGGAAAGCCUUCAGCUGCUUGGCUUCAGUUCGAAGACAUCAAAGAACUCACACUGGAGAGAAACCCUAUAAAUGUAAAGAGUGUGGGAAGGCUUUUAGUUCACUCUCAGGCCUUCAAGGACACAUGAUAAGGCACACUGGAGGUGGACCUUAUAAAUGUAAGGAAUGCGGAAAAGCCUUCAACUCUCCUAGUGCACUUAGAAAACAUGAAAGAACUCACACUGGAGAGAAACCUUAUCCAUGUAAACAUUGUGGCAAAGCCUUCAUUUGUUCAACUUCAGUUCGAAAACAUGAAAGGAGUCACACAGGAGAAAAACCCUAUGAAUGUAAGCAGUGUGGGAAAGCCUACAUUUCUCUCUCAGGCCUUCAAGGACACAUGAUAAGACACACUGGAGUUGGUCCUUAUAAAUGUAAAUUUUGUGGGAAAGCCUUUGGCUUUCCCAGUGCAGUUCUAAGGCAUGAAAGUGCUCAUGUUGUUUAGAGUUCUGUGACUAAAGAGUGGGGGGAAGCCUUCAUUUCUUCUUCAGACAUUUCAGGACAAAUAAUCACAUACACUGGAUGAUACUAUAAAUUAAAUGUAAGGUAUUCAAGAAAACCUUUUCUGUCCUAGUUCACUUUCCUAGUACAGAAAGAAAUUUGCACUGGAGAGAAACCCUGUGUAUGUAAUGAAUGUGGGAUAGCCUCAGACCUUCAAAAGCGUAUUUGGAAUGCAUGCAAGGGCUUAUAUUGGAGAAGAAUUCUUUGAAUAAAAAGCAACGUAAAAUCUUCAGUUUUCCCAGUUCCUUUGAAAACAUGGCAAAAAUUUAUGGUGAAGUCUUUAGUUUUACUUUCUGAUGUAUGUAAGAGCUCAUACUGGAGAGCAACCUUAUGAAGGGAAUAAAUGUGGGAAAGCAUAUUUCUAACUGUCACACUUAUGGAAGAGAGAAACCUGUGUGGAAAAACUUUUAUUCAUUGCACAAACUUCAGCAUAUGAGAGAAUGCAUAAUGGUGAAAUACCUUAUGAAUGCCAGGGUGUUAGAAUCCCUCCAUCCUUCCAGUUCAGUUCAAAGGCAUAUAUAAGUGUUGUAGAAAAGCCUCCAAUUGUCCCACAUUCUGACUAAAAUAUGUAGGAAUACAGAAUGAAUUCAAACUGUUCAAGGUAGUAUUUCAGUGUGAAUCCAAAGCUUGUCUGGUUCUUUGAAAACAAAUUUUUUCCCCUUUAGGUUCUUUACACUGAGAUA